UGCAGACUGGCUGCUCAUGUUCAGGAAGAAACCAAGUAGCCACGGUUCUCGCCGUUUUUCUGCAUCUUUGGCUCAUUUGGUUUGCUAAGAUGUCACUGUCCCGCAAAUGUCUCUUCCCUGGAUGCAAAAAUACACAGAGGAGCUCUGCCACGUUAUUUAAAAUACCCAAAGAGGAGGAAAUGAAGGGUAAGUGGUUAGAUUUUGUGAGGAGCCAUGUUGACGGAGAGCUGCGGAUCACUACCAACACUCGACUCUGCAGUGACCACUUCACACCAGACUGCUUCGACAACUUCCAACGGAGGCAGCUGGGAUUCACGGACAGUCCGUUAUUACUGUUGCCCGGGGCGGUGCCGACUAUCUCCCUACCUUCACAUCAUCCUUCCGGUCCCGACAGUCACCCCCAUGUCUCACCGACAUCAUGUCCGCCAUUGCCUCAAUCUCAACCACCAACAAGAGAGACACUAAGCCAGCCUCGCAGCAUCCAGAAAGCCACCUGCGAAGUUGGAUGUCAGACGGACCGCAUCCCAGGGAAAAGAUCCGUGGCCACACAGCUGUCUAAGUUGACAUUAACCAACUAUAGAAGUGCAGGAUGCCAAGCCAAUGUGGCCACAAGGAGUAUUGCUGUGGGCAAUAUCAUAACUCCGUCUCCUUCACUGUCUUCAACUUCCGUAAAGCGGAAAGCAGUAUCUGAUGUACCUGAUGACCGACCAGCAAAGCAUCCUCUCUUGGAAUUGCCAUCUUUUCCAGAAUCUGUAACCACUACCAUCUUAGUAGAUCCUGAUGACCCCACACAACUCCCCAGUAUGUCUGAAUUGGAGAAGACUGCCAGUGAACAAGCACCAACCAAGCCACCGCAAGACAUGGUGAAGUACUUGGUGUAUGAAGAUUGCCUGUUGGAGCUUUUUAAAAGCUGCCCCAUAUGCUCAAGUGUUUGCACAGUACAGUCAUACACAAAAGGGACAUUCAUUUCUGUGACACAGAAGUGUCUCUACCCGACAUGUCUAUACACCAGGCAGUGGAAGAGUCAACCACUUCUGGGCAGCACUCCAGCAGGAAACCUGCACCUGUCAGCUGCCGUCGUCUACACAGGAUCUUCUUUUGUUCAAACCAAAAGGGUGCUCAAUUCUAUGCAUCUGAGAACAUUCUCCAGAAAGAUGCAUCAAAAUCAUGUGGACAACUACAUUCUGCCAUCCGUGCUGCAUAGAUGGCGUUCACAUCAAACCAGUCUACUUCAAGAACUGAAACAGGGGCCAACUGUAACUCUUGGUGGUGACAUUAGGGCCAACAUCCCAGGCCGUUGCUCAAAGUAUGGCUCAUACUCCAUGAUGGAUCUGAACUCAAACAAAGUUGUUGAUAUCCAACUCGUACAGAGCAAUGAAGUGGGAAGCAGUGUCCACAUGGAAAAGGAAGGGCUGAUCCGGAGUCUGGAAUUACUUGAAAGAUCUGGUGUGAAUGUGACUUCACUGGUGACGGACAGACGCACUUGGGUUGAACAAUUAAUCCAGGAGCAGAAACCAGACAUUGACCACUUUUAUGACGUGUGGCGUUUAUGUAAAGCCAUAAGCAAGAAGGUGGAUGCCAUUUCCAAGGAGAAAGACUGCCACAUGGUCAAAUCAUGGCAAAAGAGCAUUGAGAAUCAUCUCUAUUGGUCAGCAUCCAGUUCAUCCAGUGAAGAGGAAACUGUGGCAAAGUGGACAUCUCUACUCAACCACAUGCAGAAUGUGCACAUUCACAAAAAUCCACUCUUCCCUAAGUGUCUCCACCCACCUUCCACUCACAAAAGGAAGUGGCUGAAGCCUGCAACAAAGCCUACCUACAAGCUGAAGAAGGUGCUGAUGAACAAGCAUGUUCUUAGCUGUGUGAAAAGGCUGAGCCCUCUCUACCAAACUCCUGUCUUAAAGGGGUUCCGCAGCAUGAUUCCAAGAUUCGCACCAAAAAGUGUGGCCUUCUCAUACUUAGAAAUGCUCUGCAGGCUUUACCUUGCUGCAUUGCAUUUCAACGAAAAUUCAAUUCUAACCCAAGCAAAUACUGCAGCUGGAGAGGACAUGGUUCAGGACAAGGACAAGAAAAAAGAUCAUGCGUCCACAGAAUAUGUUGCAGAGCUCAUGAACCUCCUUUUUAACGAGGUCAUACACAACCCUGUACCAUUUGUGGCUGAGCUGAAAGAAGUGGCUUUCCCUGGAUUACUGUGCUCACAGUUUGUGCAAUCUGAGACGACAGAGGCUGUUGCAGGCCACGUGUCGACUUUCGGCUGCUCAGAUGAUGACUUGACGCCCACCUAAACCCACAAUCCUUUUCCUCAACAGCAGCUGUCCACCAACAUAGCAGGAACCCAAAAGAUGACAGACGGAUGACAGUUGGAGUGAUCAACAUGCAGUCCACCUCAAACAAUUCUGUCUGAAUGGAAGAACCAGGACAUGGAUCUUUUUCACAUUCGUUUAAUAUUCAUUCAAGUGAACCAAGUGGCUCCUUGGGUGUGGAGAACUCUCCCCCCAAAUAUUUUAACUUGUUUAAUAUUUAAAUAAUGUUUAGUGUUGAAAUAAAAACAA
Solea senegalensis (Senegalese sole) is the source of this 2549-nucleotide messenger RNA. RefSeq lists its product as uncharacterized. The record is from RefSeq and is a predicted model, not a curated record. The coding region runs from base 90 to 2282 and encodes 730 amino acids. NCBI's taxonomy places the organism in Eukaryota, Metazoa, Chordata, Actinopteri, Pleuronectiformes, Soleidae. The transcript has 11 exons.